Raphanus sativus (radish) is the source of this 1499-nucleotide messenger RNA. RefSeq names its product glucan endo-1,3-beta-glucosidase-like. Lineage: Eukaryota; Viridiplantae; Streptophyta; Magnoliopsida; Brassicales; Brassicaceae. The transcript has 2 exons. Gene Ontology annotation, molecular function: hydrolase activity, hydrolyzing O-glycosyl compounds. Gene Ontology annotation, biological process: carbohydrate metabolic process. The record is from RefSeq and is a predicted model, not a curated record. Bases 72 to 1424 code for a protein of 450 amino acids. Gene Ontology annotation, cellular component: plasma membrane.
UAUUAUAUAUAGUUUCUCAAUAAAACAUUAACUCGAUCCUCAUAAAUAAACACCUCCAAAACUAGCAAAAAAUGGCCAAAGCGCCACCAUCAAUCUCUCUCCUCCUCCUCCUCCUCUCAGCCGCCGUAUUUCUCACCCUCCCCGCCACUAUAUCCUCCAUAGGCGUCAACUACGGCACUCUAGGAAACCUCCCACCGCCGACUCAGGUGGCGAACUUCCUCAAGAAUCAGACUUCCAUUGACAGCGUCAAAAUCUUCAACGUGAACCCCGAUAUCAUCCGUGCCUUCGCCGGAACUGGAAUCUCCGUCUUCGUUACCGUCCCUAACGUUGAUAUUCCGGCGUUAGCUAACGGAGUACAAGCUCGUCGGUGGGUUUCUGCUAAUAUUUUGCCGUUUCACACUCAGACGAAGAUCAAGUAUAUCUCCGUCGGUAAUGAGAUUCUUCUCUCCGGAGAUGAUAACUUGAUCAAGAAUCUUGUACCGGCGAUGAAGAAUCUUUUCGCUGCUUUGUUUCAUGCUGGUGUCACAGAUAUCAAGGUUACAACCGCACAUUCGCUUAACAUCAUAGUCAAUGAACUCAACGGUGCACCAAGCAGCGGUCGAUUCAGACCUGGCUGGGACAAAGGUGUGUUGGCUCCAAUCCUAGCGUUCCAUCGCCAGACCAAGUCUCCUUUCGUGGUCAACCCUUACCCUUACUUCGGUUUCGAUCCCAAAAACGUCAACUUCGCCAUUUUCCGCUCACCGUGCCAGACCGUCCGUGACCCGUUAACCGGCAAAGUUUACACAAACAUGUUCGAUACUCUCAUGGACUCGACUUACUCAGCCAUGAAAGCUCUUGGCUACGGUGAUGUUGACAUCGUCGUUGGUGAGACAGGCUGGCCGUCUGCUUGCGAUGCACAUUGGUGCACUCCUGAAAACGCGGCUUGGUACAACCGCAACAUUAUUAAACGUGCUCAAGGCAAAGGAACACCUCUCAUGCCUAACAGACGGUUCGAGACGUACAUUUUCAGUUUGUUCAACGAAGAAGGCAAGCCUGGUCCAACCGCAGAGCGGAACUGGGGGCUUUUCUGGCCAGAUUUUGCCCCGGUUUACGACGUUGGCCUCCUCAGAAACAAACAAAGUGGUGGCCCCCCAACACCAGCAUUGCCAGCGCCUAUUGCUGGUGGUGGUAAAUGGUGUGUGGCCAAGUGGGGAGCUACUGAUGGGCAGUUGCAGGGAAAUAUUAACUGGGUGUGUAGCCAGGGAGGCGUUGACUGUAAACCGAUCCAAACCGGUGGUUCGUGCUCUAACCCCAACAGUUUGAGGACACAAGCGUCUUUUGUGAUGAAUGUUUAUUUCCAGAAACACGGUCAAACUUACGAGUCGUGUUAUUUCAGUGGAAGCGGAGUCAUAGUAGGGGAAAAACCCAAGCAAUGGUGCGCGUAAGUACUAAGUGCGACAUCCUUUGAAGAGAAUUUUCUAUGUAACAUUUAUUUGGAAUAAAAAAAAGACUUAAAAUUA